CGACGAGACCUGAAGUUGCAGAAAAGAGGCUUUUCGCUCUUAACUCUCGAGGCCAUCUCUGCCGCGUAGCUUGGCUGGAAUUGAGCUUUACAGGAAGCGAUUGAUUCCCUGGCAAAUCAGCAACUUCAGCGCCAAUUCACAUCUACGACACACGCCGUCGCCCUCGAUUACCGUCACCAUGGCCGCUCUCCGCUCCUCUUCGCGAAUCCUCAGCUCCUCCAGGGCAGCUUUCCGACCCAGCGCCGUCUUCUCGCGCUCCAUGGCGUCAGUGAGCGAGGCCGAGCAGCCCCGGACCAAGUCGUUCCAGAUCUACCGAUGGAACCCUGAUACCCCGACCGAGAAGCCGAAGCUGCAGACCUACACCAUCGAUCUCAACAAGACCGGCCCCAUGAUCCUGGAUGCUCUGAUCAAGAUCAAGAACGAGCAGGAUCCUUCCCUUACCUUCCGAAGGAGUUGCCGAGAGGGCAUUUGUGGAAGCUGCGCCAUGAACAUCAACGGCCAAAACACUCUGGCAUGCCUGUGCCGAAUCCCUACCGAAUCGGCCUCGGAUGUCAAGAUCUACCCUCUGCCUCACACCUAUGUUGUCAAGGAUCUGGUCCCCGACUUGACUCACUUCUACAAGCAGUACAAGUCCAUUCAGCCUUACCUCCAGCGCGACACCCCCGCCGAAGAUGGCAAGGAGUACCGCCAGAGCAAGGCUGACCGAAAGAAGCUGGAUGGUCUCUACGAGUGCAUCCUUUGCGCCUGCUGCUCAACUUCCUGCCCCUCUUACUGGUGGAAUUCCGAAGAAUACCUCGGCCCCGCCAUCCUGCUGCAGUCAUACCGAUGGCUGAUUGACUCUCGAGACGAGCACACGGCUGCGCGCAAGGCUAAGCUGGAGAACUCGAUGAGCCUGUACCGUUGCCACACCAUCCUCAACUGCACGCGUGCUUGCCCCAAGGGCCUGAACCCCGGCAAGGCCAUUGCCGAGAUCAAGAAGUCGAUGUCUAUCGGGGCAUAAGAAACAAAAGGUGUUGGGUUAUAACUGAUGAUGUAUUCUUUUAGUUUGUAUCUAUAGGUGGCUAGUAAAUUCACUACACAUGGAAGUGUGACAGAUGGCUCUGUGUUUAAGUAUACCAUAGGCGUUUUAAAAGACAGCCAGUUUAUAUAUGUACUUAGGUAAAUAUAUAGCUACUGUAUACGCUUAUAAUAUUGGUGAAAGUAAUAGAAGGAAAAGUAAUACAAGUAAGGCAACAGAAGGAAGCAAGGAAAAGAAGCUAUUGCGUGGUAGAAAUUGUG
Molecule: messenger RNA, 1278 nt
Organism: Trichoderma atroviride IMI 206040
Lineage: Eukaryota; Fungi; Ascomycota; Sordariomycetes; Hypocreales; Hypocreaceae
Biological process (GO): tricarboxylic acid cycle; aerobic respiration; respiratory electron transport chain
Cellular component (GO): mitochondrial membrane
Molecular function (GO): 2 iron, 2 sulfur cluster binding; electron transfer activity
Source: RefSeq, a predicted model, not a curated record